Messenger RNA from Nestor notabilis (Kea), 542 nucleotides. RefSeq lists its product as uncharacterized. The transcript is spliced from 5 exons. The annotation marks the transcript as partial. Lineage: Eukaryota; Metazoa; Chordata; Aves; Psittaciformes; Psittacidae. The record is from RefSeq and is a predicted model, not a curated record.
GUGUUUUCCAGUCCACCAAGAAGUUGUUCCUGAGCGAGCGGAAGGGCCAGGGCCGGAGCCAGGCACUGGAAUUCAUCCGGAGGAACGCCGCCAACGGGCUCUCGGUGGCCAACCUGGUGGCUGGGCUCUCCUCCAUCCUCUGCAGCCUCAACAGGCAGCACCACCACUCCUGUGCCAAGCUGGAUGAUUUUGCCGAUUUCACCACGUUUGGGCUGGCCACGGCGCUGCUGCUAGUCCUCGGAGAACACGCGUCCUCGCUGCUGGCGGGCACCUUCCUGCUGUCCGGGGGCAAUGUCACCCUGCUGCGGGUCACCGCCGCCGUCAUGAUCCUCUUCAUGCUGGACCGGGGCUUCUACCCCCAUGACAAGGUGCUGGAGUCCCAGCUCUGGAAGAAAGUGGUUUAUGCUGGAGGGGUGGCCGCUGUCCUCUUCUCACCAGCCACGGUGGCUUCCAUCUAUUGCCUCGCCUGGUCCAUGUCCUACAUCAUGUUCCCCUUUGCCAUCUGGAGCUGCAAAGCCCAACCCCUGCCUAAUGCCUACUAA